AUGUCCCCUCACCCCGAUACCCGUCCUGCGAAGAAUGAUGGAACAUAUAAUGUCCUCCUUACAGGAUUUGGCCCAUUUGGACAAUAUAAAGAAAAUCCAUCUUGGCUCGCCGUCCGACCCCUGCAAAAUACACUUAUCGCCCUUGACCCCCAUCCUGACCCGAUCGUCGCAGAUCCUACUACUAGUCCAGCCUCAGAUGGCCCAGCGAAUCUGAAUGAAGAGCCAAAACGUUCGCCGCCUGCUGAAAUCCGGAUCUCGACAUUAGAGAUACCAGUUGAAUACGAGACUAUCCUAAAGAUUGUUCCGGGACUGCAUGCACGACCACCCGUUCUCCCCGAACAAAUCCAGAGCAAUCCUCUGUUUCCGCCCCCGCCAGAACGAGGAUACGACUUUAUCUUUCACAUUGGAGUUGCCGGACGUGGACCAUUACGGAUGGAGAAGCUAGCACACAAGACUGGCUACCACAUGAAAGACGCGUUGGGGAACUAUGCUCCGACAUCCAACACCAAGAAAUCAGAGGAAGUGAAUGGCGCGGCUGCAGGCGUUGUAGCGAUUCCUGAAGGACAACCUCGACCACCCUCAAGUGAUAUACCCCCGGAAACUGCUCCGCUUGACAGUUUCACUUCACGUGUCCAUCGAGGCUAUGGACACGGCUACGAGCGCUUUACAGAGGAGCUCCUGACUGAUGUCGACGUUACGCGCCUGGUGCAAGACAUGAAACUGGCAGGAAUUGAGCAUGUAUACUCGUCGAUGGAUGCAGGACACUACCUUUGCGAUUUCAUCUAUUAUGGCUCACUAGCGGAGGCACAACGCAACAGAAAGCCUUACGACAAGUCCAAUCGCACCCGAGUACUUUUCAUGCACUGUCCACCCGUGAAUCAGCCCUGCAGCACGGAGGAUGUGACAGACGCCAUCAAGCAAAUAAUAGUAUGGGUAUGCGAAGAUGGCGGCUCGGAUUCGUAA
Messenger RNA from Desarmillaria tabescens, 963 nucleotides. RefSeq lists its product as uncharacterized. Bases 1 to 963 code for a protein of 320 amino acids. NCBI's taxonomy places the organism in Eukaryota, Fungi, Basidiomycota, Agaricomycetes, Agaricales, Physalacriaceae. The transcript is spliced from 4 exons. The record is from RefSeq and is a predicted model, not a curated record.